GCAAAUGGAAAACAGGUCAGUGCUCUCCAUGUAUAUUACAGUACAGAGGAUGAAAUUAAAAACAUAAAAUACAAAAGCAUAUGUUUGACCCCAAGUCUAUAAGUUUCUUCUUUUUCUUUCUUCUUGUUAUUUACAAGAAGAGGAAUUUGUUUUAGUUUGAUAUUUGUAGGUGGAGUGAUGGCUGUUGAUCUCAUGAUGGAUUAUAGAAAUACAGAUUUUAUCACUAAGAAGAUUCAAGAAAGCAAUAAUACUUCUGUUGAAGAAGCUGCUUCAGCUGGUUUAGAAAGUUUUGAGAAGUUGAUUAGAUUACUUAAUCAACGUCAACAACAGCAGCAAAAAUAUGAAGAACAGAAAGAAAAAGAAGAAGAGAAUCAAAAAUCUGCUAAAGAUAUUGAUUUAGAUUGUAAAGCUGUUGCUGAUGUUGCUGUUAAUGAAUUUAAGAAAGUUAUGUCUUUAUUGGGUCGAACUCGUACUGGUCAUGCCCGAUUCAGAAGAGCUCCUCUCCAAAAUUCUUAUCCUUCUCCCCCUCCUCGACCUCCACAGCCACAGCAUGUUGAAGAGCCCAUUUCUGUAAAUCAUCAGAUUCAUCUUCAAAAUCAUCAACAACAGCUAAAAGAUGAUAAGUCGCAACAAUUUAUUGGUUCAUCAUCGAGGGUUUAUUGUCCUACACCGAUCCAACGGUUACCUCCACUUCCAUCCUCAUCAUCUCAUCAACAUCCUCAUAAUCAAAACAAUAAAUAUCCGUCUCUGGUUAUGUCUAAAAAUGGUGUUAUUAGUGAGAGAAAAGAAACUUCUACUACGAUUAAUUUCACAUCUCCAUCACCAUCUAUGUCUGCUGCAACUUCGUUUUUAUCGUCAUUAACAGGAGAUACAGAUACGAAACAACAGCAUUCUUCAUCCUCUGCUUUUCAACUUACAAAUAUAUCUCAAUCUUCAGGAAGACCACCUUUAUCGUCUGCUUCAUUGAAAAGGAAGUGUAUGUCAUCUGGUGAUGCUGGUGGUGCUAAGUGUGGUAGUCAUGGUCGAUGCCAUUGUUCUAAAAGAAGAAAGUCAAGAGUGAAAAGAGUUGUUAGAGUUCCUGCAAUCAGUUUGAAAAUGGCUGAUAUUCCACCAGACGAUUAUUCAUGGAGGAAAUAUGGACAGAAGCCCAUUAAAGGAUCUCCACAUCCAAGGGGUUAUUAUAAGUGCAGUAGUUUAAGAGGAUGUCCAGCAAGAAAACAUGUUGAGAGAGCUUUAGAUGAUCCAACCAUGUUGAUUGUUACUUAUGAAGGCGAACAUAAUCACUCUCAUUCAGUUACUGAUACUACCGGUUUAAUCCUUGAAUCGUCUUAAGAAAACGUUAAAUCAAGAAAUGAAGAGGAAGAAGAAGAAUUUGGAGUUUGAAGCAGCAAGUCUUAAAAAAUGUAAUGGUUUUUAUUAUUAGAUGUUUUCAGAGAAUUUAGUUUCAGACUUCUCUCGGCUCUAAAUUCAGAAUUCAAUUUCAUCCAUCCAUCCCCUGUAAAAUACGGGACUCCUGCAGCCAAUGUGUUUUACUGUUCUUUAAUUUGUUAAUUAAACCCUUUUUUAUUACUACUAGAUUUUAAUAUAUUGUUAUUCAGUGAAGAAAUGAAGUGGAAAAUGAAUGUGGAUUUGGUGAA
Papaver somniferum (opium poppy) is the source of this 1637-nucleotide messenger RNA. Its product is annotated as probable WRKY transcription factor 7. Lineage: Eukaryota; Viridiplantae; Streptophyta; Magnoliopsida; Ranunculales; Papaveraceae. The coding region runs from base 178 to 1332 and encodes 384 amino acids. The record is from RefSeq and is a predicted model, not a curated record. The transcript is spliced from 3 exons. Gene Ontology annotation, molecular function: DNA-binding transcription factor activity; sequence-specific DNA binding. Gene Ontology annotation, biological process: regulation of DNA-templated transcription.